Brassica rapa (field mustard) is the source of this 7174-nucleotide messenger RNA. Its product is annotated as casparian strip membrane protein 2. Lineage: Eukaryota; Viridiplantae; Streptophyta; Magnoliopsida; Brassicales; Brassicaceae. The record is from RefSeq and is a predicted model, not a curated record.
GUUAAAAAUGUAAAGUCUUAUUAAUUACGAGGUUCAAGUAUUAAUUGGUAUUAAAUUAUUUUAUUCUAUGCAAAUCUUUUUUUUGUCAAUUAUUCUAUACAAAUCUAUUUGAUAACUGGAUAUAAUUUCGGUCAGCAAUUUUUUUUCCUUGUUAUUUUUAGUAGUAUUCCUUAUAAUACCAUUACAGUAUAUGUAGUUAAUUGGUAAAAGUCUUUUCCGCUUUCUCCCUCUCAAAAAAUUUCUGUGCAGAAUAUAAAAAUGAGAAAAUUUCAAGAUUUUUACAUUUUUUGAUGACCAUGUCGGAAUUUUGUUUUCCGCUAAUUACGAGGUUAUGUCUUAAUUGAUAUUAAAUGAAAUUUUAUUCUAUUUUAUUGUUGGGUUUUAUAGUUACCGUCGGCAUUUUAUUUUUCCUGUUUCUUAGUAGCAACAAACAACCCUUAAUGCUAACUGAAUGCUUCAGAUUUAUGUUAUACAUCAUUAUGUCUAUUGUUCUUGCUUAAUUGUAUUCUUUUAUUAAUUUGUUUCUCUUGUAAUUUUUAGUGGAUAGAUUGUACCUAAUUUAUAGGCAUUUAGCGUAUUGGGCCAAGUUAGUCAACAGAUUGUUUUAGGCCUACAUUCUCGUUCAAUUCUAUCUCUUAUUUUAUGGGCCAAUUCUAUAUCUCCUCGGUUAAUAUGUUUUUUUGUACCAAACGUUUAUCGUCAAUCUUUACAUCAAAUCUCUUAUAUUAUUCGUCUAAAUGUGUUUUAUUGAUGCGAGACAAACACAUUCUUAUUCAUUCAUUCAAUUAUCCAAUCAACAUUUGGUUAUUAUUUAUAUCAACAAAAAUUACAGUGGCUUCUACAAAGAAAAACAAAAUCAAAUUAACCGGACUGAAAGUUUUUCUCAUCCUGUGGAAAAUAGGAUGAAAAAUCAAACUUUAAACAAUAGCAAAAACUGACUCUUUUUUUUAACAAUUACGGUCAUAAUCAGCCAUUUGAUCAGCCAUUUGAAAAUAAAAACAAAAAACACGACCGGAUUAAAAGAACAAUAUUAGGUUUGAAUUCGGGCAAAAAGCUUGGUUAUUAGUUUGGAGGAACGGCAAUGUCAGAAAAAAUUGCCAAAUAGAGUUUUUGAGCUCAUGAUGAAACCAUUCACACAUCUAAUUGAAUCAUCAUUCACAAACCAUUCCUCCAAUUUCCAAUUGAACCCAAAUAUGAAAAAACAACAAAAUAAUGAUGACGGCGAAGUCAGAUUAAUAAUUGCCAAAUUAAGUUUUUAAGCUCAACAUGGAGAAACUCCAUUCGCACAUCUAAUUGAAUCAUCACCCUCGCUGUAUUGAGAAUCAAACAGAAGAAAAAGAAAACACCAAAAGAAUAGGAAAACCAUAAAUUACAGAGAUGAAGCCUAGAUGACGGCUAGACACAUUGUGAGCUAAUAGAAGAGUUUCGCGUGGUCAUAUAUAUAUGUAGGGAGAGAGUCCUACUGAAACUAUGCUUCUACCCUUAUCGGGCUUAAUUUUAGGCCCAUGGGCCGUUUUUGGAUCGAGUAAAAAGUGUUAUCGUUCUCAAAAGUAAACAGGCCUUUUUGACUUUGGUUUACUGAACCGAUUUGUCCAGGACAUGAGCCAUGGGACUGAAAGGUUCUGAUUAUACUCGUCGGUGCUUGUAAAGUGACGAAGGUGAUAGAAAAGAUAAAGUGGGUACUGUGAAAGAUCAUUUUCUUUACCUUCCUAGGAGCUUCAGUAUUUUCUCUGAUUCUCUAUUUUACAAUCUUAAUUUUUAUGUGGUUUGCCUUGGUACUAUUUAAUUGUUAACUCUAAUUCACAAUCUUCAUUGUACAACUUAGGUGUUGUGUACUCCGAAAUGAUGCAAUAUGACAGUGCCUUGUGCUGCUACGUGAAAGCUGCACUUGAGAGGCCCAUGUAUACCGAAGCAUAUUGUAACAUGGGUGUCAUAUAUAAGAACAGUGGUGACUUGGAGAUGGCAAUCACUUGUUGUUACGAGAGGUAACAUAAAUGUUACUUCAUUGCUAGAUUACGUGUGGACAACACGUUUUGCUAUGUCUAAGUGAUUUUAACUGUUGAUACCAUUAGGACCGAUUUUGACCCAACUAAAAUUGAAGACUCGUGUUCAAAAUUCUUAAUUAUAUCUCAAUGAUAAAAUAUUAGUCAACAUUAGCAAACACACAUUUUUAUUACUUUGUAUAUAUUAUCUAAGAUAUUUAAUAUAAAUUAAAAUUAACCAAAUUGAACACGGUACAUAAUAUUUACAAAGUACAAUUUAUAUUUUUAUAAAUUUAUUCAUCAAUACAAUUUUUACAUUUAUAGCAGCAUAAAUAGACAAUGGUAGUUAAAUUAAAAGUACAGCUUUAUAGAGAAAUUAGCUGUAUUAGGUAAUUUAAAAAAUAUUAUAAAAUAAAAAUAUUUUUAAAAAUAGAUAUGCACGUAGCAUAGAUAAAAAUACUUAAUAAUUUUAUAACGGUUUUUGUGCAUGACACAUAAAACCACCUAUUAAGGAGCAAAAUUCCAGUGACGUUCAAAUUCCGAUGGUUUAUCAUAACCCCUUCUAAAAUAAAUUCCAUCUUUCUUGGCAGUCCAAUAUCUAUUUAUGAUGUUGGGUAAAUUUAAAAUUAGACAUUAACUAUUUGCCACUGCUCAAAGAAAUUUUGUGCGAAAAAUAUUAGUAACCAGUAAUAAAAUAUAACAAAUUUUGUGGCUAAUUAAUAAUACUUCCAAACCUUUGUAGAUGGGCUCUGUCAAAUCAAACCAAAUUUAGCGCAGUCGCUUGGUCUACACACAGUCCAGGUUUGAUAUUAGAACAAGGGUGUCUCAAUGAUUCCUUAAAAAUAAUAAAUAGAGUCAAUAGAAUGGUAAUAUUACAGGGGGAAAUGGAUGCUGCUGCCAGCAUGAUCGAGAAACAAUCCAGGCAAAAUCCACUUAAGCAGAAACUUUUAACAACUUAGGUUUGAUUUUUUUCUCUCCUGUUAUUUACAAGGUAUCCUGACAUGAGACCACUGCUCGGGAAUUAUAGUCCUCCAUGAGUUUUAGAUUGUUUUUCUACUUUCAUGGUGCUAAUUGUGCCGUUUAUAUUCUGUUAUAACCACUACCACCGUCGGACAUAUAUCUUCCCAGAUUUCUUCACUCAUUCAGUAUCUUAUUUCAUUGAAGCGCUUCUCAGGCAUCAUGAUUACACAAAGUACAAAGUCGUGGUUUAUUCAGUGGUCGUUAAGGUAUUUUUUUCUUUUCUUGAUUUUUUUUAUAUAUAUGUAUUAUAUACGUUUUCCGUUAAAGCGAUUCAUUUCCUCCCUUUUGAGCAACUCAUCUCUCAUGAUUUUGCAGGCAUAUGCAAAAACAUUUAGGUUUAGGGAUAAAGUGUUGAAGAAAGAUGGAGUUUGACACAUUGUAUUACUGAAAAAUGCCGAGGCUAAUAUAUUGACAUUAUGAAAUUUUUGAGUAUGAUUUAUAUUUCAUGCAGUUUGGACACAUUCCCUUAUGAUGAACAACCACUACCUGUGAAUCUCCCUAUACAUGUGAGUUCCAUGUGUUACUGUUACUAUGGCUGGUUCAGUACAUGCUCAUAAUGUUGGUGUCAGUCUUCUCAGUAAACGUUGGUAAGGUCUCGGUAAUGUUUUUGUUUCUUGGCAAAAUUGCUUCUUACUUGGGACAUCCCGUCUUUUUUAUUCAGGUUUAGGACACCUUGUUGCUUAAAAUGAGGAUGAGUACGUGCAGUUAUAUGUUGAUCUAGCUUCUGACGUGACCGCUCUUUCAAAACUGAGGAUAAGCCUUGGUCCGUCCUUUGCUGUUGCUCUUGAAUCCGCAUACCGGAAUAUGUGGAAAAGUACUGCAAAGGUGAAAGUACCGUCCUUAAAGAAAACUCAAUGCCUUUAAUUGCAGAUUGUAGACUCAUAUGGGUGAGUGUUUCAAAAAAAAAAAAAAAAGAGACUCAUAUGGGUGAAGAUCUGAAAGAGAGUCAGUCCAUGAGAUCUUCCUCUCUUUUUAACUUCCAAGACUAUACGAACUAACUUGUAGAUUACUGCUUUGUCUAGUAAAAGGAAUUUUGUAAAAUCACUCUUUUUCUUUCUUUUUCUUUUUGGUUCUCUCAUCCAGCUUAAUAUAGCUUUAUAGUGAUUCUUGGUAAGUCUAGGUGGAAGUGGAUUUAAUUGGAGUUUUUCGUCUCGUUUGAGAGAUAAAGUUGUUGCAUCAGAUAGGGACAUAGGGUUUAAGGCUUUUAGGUUGUUUGUUUUCAUGUGUUAAGUAAUGAGCCAUAUGAUAGUAAAUGGAGUAUACUUUUAUAGCCAAAGCUUUUCAGCGCCUAGGUUAUCUGUUAAGUUUGAAAAUCAUGCAUAGUAGUUGCCACAUUGACAUAACUGAAGAUAAUAAAUUAUUAAACCACCAGUAUAUGUAUAUUUAGUUAAAAAGUCUACAGACUGUUGACUUGUAUUACUAUAUAUAUUUAUGUUUUGCUAACUCCAUAUAUACUAAUAAGUGAGCUAGCAACUACUCUUCAAUCCCCACUUCGUCUGCUCCAUUGAUUCUACCAAAACCAUAUAAAGUACUAUAAAAAGCCCUAAUCCUCUUACUUUCUUCACCACCAAAGCAUCAAACUGCCUACGGAUUCUCCUCUUCAAAGCAAAACAAAACAUUUAAUUAGUCGUAAGAAAGAUGAAGAACGAAUCUACCGUCAUUGAUGUCCCUGCGGAAUCAAGCUCAGCCAUGAAAGGAUCAGCUCCUCUAAUCGGUGUGGCUAGAGACCACACUACUAGUGACUCAGGUGGAUACAAGAGAGGUCUCUCAAUCUUCGACUUCCUCCUCCGUUUAGCUGCCAUUAUUGCAGCAUCAGUAGCCGCUGGAACGAUGUUUACAAGCGACGAGACUCUUCCCUUCUUUACACAGUUCUUACAGUUCGAAGCUGGCUACGACGAUCUACCAACUUUCCAGUUCUUUGUGAUUGCCAUGUCCAUGAUCUCAGGAUACCUCCUCCUAUCUCUCCCUUUCUCCGUAGUCACCAUCGUUCGCCCUCUCGCCACAGCCCCAAGACUCCUCUUGCUCGUUCUAGACACUGCGGCAAUGGCGUUUAACAUGGCAGCUGCGUCAUCGGCUGCGGCGAUAGGGUAUCUAGCACACAAUGGAAACCAGAACACGAACUGGCUCCCCAUUUGCCAACAGUUUGGAGACUUCUGUCAGAAAACCAGUGGAGCUGUGGUCUCCUCCUUUGUCUCGGUCGUCUUCUUCAUCAUGCUCGUCGUCCUCUCCGGUGUCGCUCUCAAAAGGCACUAAUCACUUACAAAUAUGUGUUCAUUAUUGUUAAAACUAUUAAUUAUAGUCCUGUACUGCCUUGUGUAUGUUGUGUUGAUCUUUUUGUAUAAGGAAAAUGAAAAUGUGAUGCUUUUGUGAAAGAAAAACGAAAUGAUUUUGUCGAGUUUCAUCUUCUUUAGUUAUGUAUUUUACUCAUUUCCUUACUGUUGAUUAAAACAGAUAAUGAAUGUCACGUCUACCACUAAGUGAGUUUCUUACUUUUUUUAUAUUAAUAUUUUAAUAAUAUAUUAGAUUUUGAUACGUGUUUUGGAAGCGCGGGAUUAUUUUAUUUAUAAAAUUAUUAACCCGUUUUUUAGUUAAUAAGCGAAAUAAAAAAAAAUCUGUUUGUUCAAUCCAUUGUCACUUGAUAAAUAUUUUGUAUAGAUGAAAUAACUAGGAAAAACGGUAAUUGCAAAAAUGUUUAACCAUAAAUUGUAGGUUGCUUUUUAAAAAAUCAACAAUAUUUUAAGUUAUUAAAUAUUAAUUUAAAAUAAUUAGAAUUUAUUAAUUAGGAUUUAUGUAAAAUUAUAGUUGUAAGCGCAUAUAUUAAGGAUAUUUAUAUAAUAUCAAUUUAGAAAAAAACUACAUUUAAUUUAAAAAAUAUAUCAGAUAAAACUUAUUAUAGUAUAUAUAUUAUUUUGAUUUCAUAACAUUAUCAAAAAUUCUGAACUGUAUUAACUUAUUUUUUAUAUAUUAAAAACGAAUUUUGACCUGUAUAUAUCAGAGAUGAACAUGUAAACAAUUAAUGAAAAUCGUAUAUAAUUUGGUGAUAUAUAUUUCAUAAAUUUUUGUUAGAAUUUAAUUAUAUAGUUAAUAUUCGUAUUGCACAUAUCAUUAACGAAAAAAAGAAACAUAAAACGUAUCAUAUAUUUUUAACACACGUAAUAUUAUGUAACAUAAAUGGUCUGAAUAAGUUUGAUAACAUUUUGAAAUAGAUUUAUUCGCUGGCUGAUUUUAAUUAAUAUAUUUUUUAAAAAGUAAAGACAGAAUCCUACGAGAGAUUCUACUUUAAUAGUAUAGAUUAUCAUAAUUUUUAAAAAAUUAAAAAAUUAAUAAAUGACAUGUGUAUAAAUGAAGCAUUUAGCAAUUUCUCAAAUGGGAAAAUAUUUAAUUAUCUUCAAAUAUUUAUUUAUCUUGUGAUUUUGCUGAGCAUGUACAUAUACUUCUAUCCUUCCUAGCAAUGUAAAAAAAUCUAAUAAAUAUAAAAGUUACAUAAAAUCUAUACACAAUUAUAUUUUUAAGCAAAAAAAAAAAAUCUAAAACAACUUGUACUAUAAAACAGUGGAAGACCUUGUAAUAGCUCUUUUCAUUUUGUUUGGUAAUUCAUUGUCAAUAACUGCGCAUAGAAAAUCUCAUUUCAUGUGUCCGGUACACCAGGCAAAGGCAAGCACCAGUGACUACAAUCUUGAGGAGAAUUUUCAGGAACAUCCGGACCACACCUUGAAGGAUGUAAUGUUCAUAAACUUAACCUUACUAUGUUCAUAUCUCAUUUCCUGUACUACUUUAGAGAUAUAACUGUUGUGCACAGGGUCAGAUUCCAUCCUCUUCAUAUCAAUCUCUGGCUCUGUCCUGCAUCACACAAACCACCCAAGUUCCAUGUCCCAUUUCUACAACACCCGAAAAAACACUUAAUUAAUAAAAUCAAUUUUAAAGACUAGCUCUUGUCUGAUUCUCCCUCUCUUAGAUUUUUGUGAAACAUACCUAUAAUGCACAGGAGAAAGGUAUAGCUACUGUUGAUGAUCGUCCAUGUCGACGUAAGAAUAAGAUUUGAUCUCUCUCCCUUCUUGAUGUGAAAUUUGUGAAUAUGCGAUCUUGUUUACCAAAGUAUUAGCAGUAAAUAUAUAUGUACCGGUAACGCAAUAAAUACGUAAUUAAUAAUCAAUAGAUCCACUAUUAAUUCA